This is a messenger RNA of Corvus hawaiiensis (hawaiian crow), 1105 nucleotides long. It is a transcript of the gene TMEM243, whose product is annotated as transmembrane protein 243. The record is from RefSeq and is a predicted model, not a curated record. Lineage: Eukaryota; Metazoa; Chordata; Aves; Passeriformes; Corvidae. The coding region runs from base 36 to 542 and encodes 168 amino acids. The transcript is spliced from 5 exons.
CGGGGGGGGCUGAGGGGAGGGGGGGGAGGCGCAGCAUGAGCGGGCGCCCCCCCGCGGCCGCCGGCGCAGCGCCCCCGCGCCAUGGAGGGAUUCCCCGCCCGCGGGUACGGCACCGGCGGCGCGGACAACCGGCCGCUCUUCGGGGAGACCUCGGCCAGGGUGCAAAAAGGUUGUGUCCUCCCAGUCAGUCGUUUUACACGGAUGAGGAGCAGCAGAAAGAAGUGUGGGGGGAUAUCUGUCUGUCCAAGCAGAGCCACUGUGUGGACAGAAUCAUCAAUCUAGUCGUUGGUGGCUUAACAACCUUGCUGCUUGUAGUCACUCUAAUCAGUGCUUUUGUCUUCCCGCAACUACCUCCAAAACCUGUGAAUGUAUUUUUUGCUUUCUGCAUCUCCUUGUGUUGCAUUUCUGCUGGCAUUCUUAUCUACUGGUAUCGACAAGGAGACCUGGAACCCAAAUUUAGAAAUCUAAUUUACUACAUAUUGUUUUCUAUUGUCAUGUUAUGUAUAUGUGCCAACCUGUACUUCCAUGAAGUGGGUAAAUGAAGGACAUUGGGAAUACCCAGCAAUGAUGCUACUGUGUCAGACUGCUUCCAGCUCAGCUCUCAGCUCUACUCGAGACAUUUAAGUGAGAACAAUCAGCCUGAGAGGAGAGGAGUGGGUUGUGCAAGGAUAAAUCAGUACAUGAUUUUCAUGUAAAUGUAUAUGUAAUGUCCCUCUUGUUGGGGAGAAUUAUUGCCAAAAGACGUGACAUUCUGCUUUUUUUUGAAGAGCUACUGUUGCGCUUAAUGAACAUUCCAGUUGUACUGAUGUUUCAGAAUGGCACAAGCUUUUUCGUUUUGGAAAAAACUGCACUUUUUUUAUUACUGUACAAAUAAACUGCAGCAUUGAAAGGAUCUGUGGCAGUAUAAAUAAAUAGCAUGUUACAGUGAAGUAAGACAAAUACUCUUUAUUUUAUUGAAACUGAAUAUACAAUUAUUUCUGUUCCCUAGGUAACCAUUUAAAACUACAACUUAUUUUUCACAUUAACAAAACCACAGACUGAAAAAGACCAACUCUUGAUUAUGAAGAGCUAAUUACAGAAAUAAAUAAAAUAAUUUAUACAAGUC